Molecule: messenger RNA, 707 nt
Organism: Camelina sativa (false flax)
Lineage: Eukaryota; Viridiplantae; Streptophyta; Magnoliopsida; Brassicales; Brassicaceae
Biological process (GO): vacuolar proton-transporting V-type ATPase complex assembly
Cellular component (GO): endoplasmic reticulum membrane
Source: RefSeq, a predicted model, not a curated record
GCUUCCUUGUGAUUUUGAUUGACAAGGGGAAACAUCUAGACUUAGCCAAUUGCGAGAAAUACUACUCUGAAACCUCGAGCCCAAGAACAAGAUUUAUUUGGUACUACUAUGGCUGGGGUUAUGCAGAAGUUCCUUAUUGCGUCCAUGUUCAUGUGGAUUCUACCUAUUGCGAUACUAUAUGGAUUCAACAAUGAUUUGCUUCCUGGUUCAACAACAUUGACUCCACAUUCUCUUACACUACUUAGUGGAUUUCUUGCGGUGGUAUCAGUCAAUGUAGUGAUUGUUUUUUACAUCUGUCUGGCCUUGAAAGAACCUACGGAUAAACACAAGCCAGACGCUUCCUUUGUGGCAGAGGCCAAAGAUAGUGUAAAGAAAUUGACAGCAGGAGUCACAAGUACAGACCCUGCGCUUAAGAAAGAAGAGUGACCAAACCACAUCCCCUUAUUUUGGAACGAGGAACAGCGUCGAGAUUGCAUCAGAUGGAGCAGAGCUCAGGUUCUUACAAUGUAUUUAUUUUGUAACUGCAGAAAUUUUCUUGGCUGCUAUAUCAUUCUGUAUUGUUACAUCUGACGGUUUUCGGUGGUUGAGCAGAAACAUACGCCAUUUUGAUGUUGAACAGAGUCAAGAGUUGAUGUUUUAGGACAAAAGUUCACAAAAUCAUAACAGUUGUGACUUUAAUCGUCUAAUUUUAAGCAAGUUGAUCUGUA